CCCAGAUGUGUCAUCGCAAAGUCCCCUGAUCCAGAUGGUCGAGCACCUCUUGAGAGUAUAAAAACAUCUGCACCACUGGAGAUUGUGUGUAUAGACUUUUGGACAGCAGAGGAUUCUAACAACAGGUCCAUUGAUGUGCUGGUUGUAACUGACCAUUUCACACGGCUCGCUCAGGCCUUUCCUUGCCGUGACCAAUCUGCAAAACAAGUGGCGAGGCAGCUUUGGGACAAGUACUUUUGCAUUUAUGGUUUUCCUGAGAGAAUCCAUUCUGACCAAGGCCCAUCCUUUGAAAGUCAACUCAUAAGCGAACUGUUGAAAGUUGCUGGUGUGAGAAAAUCUCAUACGACUCCUUACCAUCCAAUGGGUAACGGCAGUGUGGAACGCUUCAACAGAACACUGGGAAACAUGAUAAGAGCACUUGCACCAGAUGCAAAACAGAAUUGGCCAAAACAACUUCAGACAUUGACUUUCAUGUACAACUGCACAGUCAAUGAAACCACAGGUUAUGCCCCUUUUUAUUUGAUGUAUGGGAGAGUGCCACGCCUCCCUGUUGAUGUGCUUUUUAAGAACAUUCUUCAAGAUCCUGAAAUUGGUGGAUAUGACAAAUAUGUACUGUCCCUAACUAAAGAUCUUCAAGAUGCUAUGGUCAUAGCUCAAAAUCAUGCAAACAAGGAACAAGAUCGACAGGCUGGUCUCUACAAUCGCCAAAUAAAAGGGAAAUCUAUUGGGGUCGGUGACCGUGUUUUAGUGUCAAACAAGCGUGAACGAGGCAAACGCAAAACUGCUGACCGCUGGGAGUCUACAGUGUACACAGUUGUGGGCAUGAACCCUACAACUUACACAUAUCAAAUAAAACACCCCACCACUGGUCAAAUUCGAGUUGUGCAUCGUAACCUUUUGAUGCUAGUGAACUUCUUGCCUGUUGAUACAUCCAGUCAACUUAUUGACUCCACUGCCGUCACACCUGGAAGCUCUGACAUUAACUCUAUUUCAGAUGUUCUGGAAUCAGUCAUUCAGAAAAGUGAAUCAAGAAUCAGAACACAAGACUGGGUCAGCUCCCUAUCUGAUGAGCCCCUUGAUGUUGCUCCUGUGAAUGACUCUGAGGGGGAUGUUGUCUCUGCAGCACAGGCAGACGAGGAAUCUCUGUUGCCUCCUAGUGAGAUGGACUGUGACAAUGCUUCAGUUGACACACAGAGUGUUUGUCCACACACUUCACUAGUUGCUCAGUCUGUUACUGACACUGAGCAUACCACUACUUACACAGUCAGAACUCGUGUUGGUAGGAUAGUCAAGCCUGUCAAUAGACUGAUCCAGGUGAUGACCAACAUAGUUACUAAUGAUGAUGCUAGUCAGCUUUUUGACCGGGUUUCUAAUUCAGUGUUUCAAAUGUUCCAGCAGAGACAUUAGUAGUAAUAGAUUCUUUUGUAAUCUGACUUUUUCCUUGUUCUGAGUUUAUGUAUUUAUUUUUGUAAUGUAUAUCACCACUGUUGGUACAGGUCCAGGUUUAGGGACCCCUUUUACUUUUUGGGCAUGGAUUAUGUGGGAUGUAGGCUGCAUCCUGCUUCUGGGAGCUGGCAAGGAAUAAGGCACCAUUUUCUUGCCACUUCAUCCUUUGUAAAGGAUACUAUUUCAGUUGGACUUUGUAUAUCCAUGACAGCCAAUUCAUGUAAUUUAUUUAUUCAUUUAUUUAUUUCCCGUUAUGGUGAUAAUUCUGCACUUUAACCAUUUUGGUCAAAAUUCAGCAGGGGUGGGUGUAACAGAGAGAAAAUUGUGUAUGAGUGUGUAUUUGAAUUUUGCUCAAAAUAAUAAUAAUAAUAAUAGUGUGUAUGUGUUUGGGAUUUUCAAUUUAUGUGUUUGAGCCACCUAGUGGUGUGAUGAGUGACUGCACGCAACGGGUCCUUCAGGCGCUCUCUUGGCUUCCCCCAUCAGAGUUCUGAGGAGCGCUGGUGGAGCUGUGGACCAGUUGUGUGGAGUCACAUUAUUUCUGUUCAUAACACAUUAGGUGACAAACAACAAGAGGGUUACACAAG
Molecule: messenger RNA, 2030 nt
Organism: Gambusia affinis (western mosquitofish)
Lineage: Eukaryota; Metazoa; Chordata; Actinopteri; Cyprinodontiformes; Poeciliidae
Exons: 2
Coding region: 361-1407 (348 amino acids)
Biological process (GO): DNA integration
Molecular function (GO): nucleic acid binding
Source: RefSeq, a predicted model, not a curated record